AUGCACUUUUGUUCUCAUACACAUCGAAGAGUUUCUAGAAACAAUGUCAAAAGAUUUUACUGAGUUGAUUCCGGGUUUACCCGAAGAACUCGCUCUCGAGUGCUUGACUCGGUUACACUACUCGGCCCACCGAGUCGCCGGCAAAGUUUGCCACCGGUGGCGUGAGCUUCUUCAAGGCAGGGACUUUUACUACCACAGAAAGCAAACCGGUCACACCCACAAAGCCGCUUGCUUGAUUCAAUCACUCUCGGUUCAGGCCGAGUCGAAGCUUGUUGGUCAGUCCAGCUAUGGGGUCUCUGUUUUUGAUCCAGUGAGUGGGGAUUGGGACAGAGUUGACCCGGUUCCGAAGUACCCAGAUGGUUUACCUUGGUUCUGUCAAGUGGCGAGCGUAGAAGGGAAGCUUGUAAUCAUGGGUGGAUGGGACCCGGUGAGUUGGGAACCAGUAAAGGACGUGUUUGUGUACGAGUUCACAACUCAGAGGUGGACUCAGUGCAAAGACAUGCCGUCGACUCGUUCAUUUUUCGCUAUUGGUGCUGUGGAGGGACGUGUCUUCAUCGCCGGUGGCCACGAUGAGAGCAAGAACGCGUUGAACUCAGCCUGGGUUUAUGACACAAGGUUUGACCAGUGGACUGAGUUGACUCGGAUGAGUGAAGAACGAGACGAGUGUGAAGGUAUCAUAAUUGGGUCCGAGUUUUGGGUGGUGAGUGGAUAUGAUACGGAGAACCAAGGAAGAUUCAAAAGCAGUGCUGAGUUACUCGAACUCGAGACGGGCAAGUGGAGACGAGUUGAGGAUGCUUGGAGGGCGACUCAAUGCCCGAGGUCAUGUGUGGGUAAGGGGAAAAAUGAGAAUUUGAUCUGCUGGGCUGAGUCUGACUCGGCAGUCCAAGUUGGGGCUUGUGGGGUUGAUAUUGGGGAGAUAAGCCUGGUCACUGGCUCGGCUUACCAAGGUGCACCACAUGGUUUCUUCAUGCUGGACAGAACAAAGGAAGGGGAAAAUGGUAAAUUGGUCAAGAUAGAUGUGCCUGAGGUGUUCUCUGGUUUUGUCCAAUCAGGUAAUUACCGAAUUUGGUUUUUUUGUUAAUUGAGCGUGUCGAAAGAGAUGAAUCAGGUACAAAUUUAAUCAUUUGACUUUUUUAUUUUUUAUUUUUUAUUUUUAUGUAUAUGUUACUCCUUCCAAUAAUGCUAGUGUGAGUGAUAGUAAUUGUUGUUUUGCUAGUAAUUUAAUUAGAAUAAUUGACUUUUUUCAACAAACGUGAAUAAUGUACAUGUGCCCAGCCUUGGUAAUAAAUUCUUGGGUCAACUGUAAAGUUUGUAACUCAUUCUUUUAGAUUUUAAUUUUAAUGAAUAACUUUUUUAAGUUUUAAUAUUUUAUAAUUAACUCCAAUAAUUAUUUUUAGAUAAUAAAAAUUGAUAAAAGUUAAAGAUACGGCACAUUCAUGUAAUUUUUAUUUUAUUGAAAAGAAAUAAUUAUCAUUACACUUAUUUUUUUCCUCUGUACUAAAUAUCCGUACUUACCAAUGACCCUUGCACCUUUUUCAUCUUCUUCUAUUUCGAAU
Molecule: messenger RNA, 1556 nt
Organism: Ilex paraguariensis (yerba mate)
Lineage: Eukaryota; Viridiplantae; Streptophyta; Magnoliopsida; Aquifoliales; Aquifoliaceae
Source: the annotation of a GenBank genome assembly